This is a messenger RNA of Schistocerca gregaria, 453 nucleotides long. Its product is annotated as testis-specific gene A8 protein-like. The transcript has 3 exons. Bases 1 to 453 code for a protein of 150 amino acids. The record is from RefSeq and is a predicted model, not a curated record. Lineage: Eukaryota; Metazoa; Arthropoda; Insecta; Orthoptera; Acrididae.
AUGUAUGGUACUGCGAAGAGGGCGGCGCGCAGCCGUCGGCAGCAAAUGGCCGCUGCAGCCGGGGGCGGAGCGGCUGGCCCAGAGGCUAGCAGGGCGUGCAGAGCACAGCCAGCGCAGCACAACUCGAGGGUCUCCGCUGCCGCUGCUGCCGUCAGCCCCUGCCGCGCCGUGCUGCAGCCACACAGGGAUAUUGCGGGCUCCGUUCUCGCGCCAAGGAAAACAAAUGGCGCGCCCGCAGAGUCGUUCGCCGGCAGAACAAUUACUCGCCCCAGAAUGGAGCUGCCGCCCGCCGCCGCCGCCGCCCCUACCUCCACCUCUGGCACUCUCUCGCCAAUCUCCUGUGCGCUUGUCGGGCGCGUUUAUCAGAUUUACGGCCGCGACAUGCACUGGGACGCCGCACAGCUGCAGCCCCCUGGCCCGGCCCUUAUCUCACUUAGCUCCUGCUGCCCAUAA